CACAAUGGGGAGAUUUCCCCGCAGUAGUUUGUGUCUCUGCCCCUCCCACAAUGGGGAGAUUUCCCCCCCAGUAGUUUGUGUCUCUGCCCCUCCCACAAUGGGGAGAUUUCCCUGCAGUAGUUUGUGUCUCUGCCCCUCCCACAAUGGGGAGAUUUCCCACAGUAGUUUGUCUCUGCCCCUCCCACAAUGGGGAGAUUUCCCUGCAGUAGUUUGUGUCUCUGCCCCCCACAAUGGGGAGAUUUCCCACAGUAGUUUGUGUCUCUGCCCCUCCCACAAUGGGGAGAUUUCCCACAGUAGUUUGUGUCUCUGCCCCUGCCACAAUGGGGAGAUUUCCCCGCAGUAGUUUGUGUCUCUGCCCCUCCCACAAUGGGGAGAUUUCCCCCCCAGUAGUUUGUGUCUUGCCCCUCCCACAAUGGGGAGAUUUCCCACAGUAGUUUGUGUCUUGCCCCUCCCACAAUGGGGAGAUUUCCCACAGUAGUUUGUGUCUUGCCCCUCCCACAAUGGGGAGAUUUCCCCGCAGUAGUUUGUGUCUCUGCCCCUCCCACAAUGGGGAGAUUUCCCCGCAGUAGUUGGUUUUGUGUCUGCCCCUCCCACAAUGGGGAGAUUUCCACAGUAU
Staurois parvus is the source of this 616-nucleotide messenger RNA. Lineage: Eukaryota; Metazoa; Chordata; Amphibia; Anura; Ranidae. The record is from the annotation of a GenBank genome assembly.